Molecule: messenger RNA, 1946 nt
Organism: Vidua chalybeata
Lineage: Eukaryota; Metazoa; Chordata; Aves; Passeriformes; Viduidae
Gene: ZNF692
Product: zinc finger protein 692
Exons: 12
Coding region: 47-1666 (539 amino acids)
Biological process (GO): regulation of transcription by RNA polymerase II
Cellular component (GO): kinetochore; chromosome
Molecular function (GO): chromatin insulator sequence binding
Source: RefSeq, a predicted model, not a curated record
GCUCUUAAAGGGGGCACGGCCCGCGGUGGGGCCCUCACGGCGCGGGAUGGAGCGCGGAGCGGCGGAGGAGCCCUUCCCCGUAGCCUCGUCCCGCCGGGGUCGUCCGCAGGCGCCGGAGCUCGUGCGGCGCCAGAAGCGCCGGGAGCUGGACGCGCGCCGCAGCAAGUGCCGCAUUCGCAUCGGGGGGCACCUGGAGCGCUGGUGCCGCCUCAAGGAGCAGCUCGGAUUCGCCCUGCACUCCCAGCUGGCCCAGUUCCUCCUCGACAGGUACAGCUCUCAUGGCUGCACCUGGAGCCCAGGAGAGCUGGAGCGGCUCCAGCCCGCUGCGCUGCAGCGCCUGGUCGCGCUGUCCCACAGCCACGGCCAGGAGUGUGGCUUCGUGCCGGACAUCCAGCUGCCGGCGGCAGGCGGCGCGGCCCCGCUGGUUUGGGAGUGCGUGGCCGGCCACCGCUUCUCGUGGGGCGGCUCCGGGGCUCCCAACAGCCCCUCCCUGGGCGCCGGGCGCCGCCAGCAUCCGCUCCGCGGCGCCGCGCUGGGCUGCGGCGAGGCCGGAGCGGAGGGAACGGCCAGGUCACCCCGCGGUGACGGGGAUGGGGGCAAGGAGGUGGGAGAUGGUGGUGACAGUGGUGGCACAGCCCCUCAGGUGCCACCGGAGCCGGGGCCUGUGGCGGCAGCUGAGAGCGCCGUGCCGGGGGACGACGCAGAGCCAGGAGCCGAGCCCCGAGAGGAAGAGGAGGACGAGGACUUUGCCAAGGGUGACGACCUGGCCUACACCGAUGACCUGCGUGACGAGAACUAUCACCCAUCCCUGGACAGCAGCUCGGAGCCGCAGCGGCGCCAGAGCCAACCCAAGGCUCGCAAGAAGCCGAUCAAGGAGGAGCAGCCCUUGCUUGAGCCGCCCCUGCCCAGCUCUGGCCCCUUGGAGGAGAAGAGCGGACGGGUCAGCUGCCGGCGGCAGCCACGGCCGCGUGACAAGGACACGGCUGAGAUCGGCCCCAAGAGGAUCAGGAAGGCGGCGAAGCGUGAGAUCCUCCUAUGCGACUUCGAAGGCUGCGGCAAAAUCUUCUCCAACCGCCAGUACCUGAACCAUCACCAGAAGUACCAGCACGUGCACCAGAAAACCUUCACCUGCUCUGAGCCCACCUGUGGGAAAUCCUUCAACUUCAAGAAACACUUGAAGGAACAUGAGAAGCUGCACAGCGACAAGCGGGAUUACAUCUGUGAGUUCUGCGCGCGCUCCUUCCGCACCAGCAGCAAUUUGAUCAUCCACCGACGGAUCCACACUGGGGAGAAGCCACUCCAGUGCGAGAUCUGUGGCUUCACCUGCCGCCAAAAAGCCUCCCUGAACUGGCACAUGAGGAAACACGAUGCCGACUCCUUCUACCAGUUCCCGUGCGACGUCUGCGGGAAGAGGUUCGAGAAGCGGGACAACGUCACCGCCCACAAGAGCAAGAGCCACCCCAGGGGGCUUGGGGAGCUCGCCCGGCCCGAGGGGAUCCAGCAGCACCCAGAGCCCCCUGGGCCCGUGGAACCUCUGGAGCUGCUUGGGGACGUCCUGGGGAGUGGGGGGGACACAGGGAAGACCCCGCUGGGGUAUGGGGCGGGGGAUGUCGGGCAGGAUCCAGGCACACCCCAAAGCCAGGGGAUGGGCGAGGGGGGGUCCUAGAGAGGGCUCGUCCCCCAACUUUGGGCACUGGAGCGAAAUCGGGGACGAUGCAGCAGCUCCAGGUGCCAAAAAUAACACGGGAGGGGCAAAACUGGGGGAAAUCCCAGUUUUUCAGCCAAAUCCCAGAUGAAACCCCAAGUUUUCAGCCAAAUCCCUUUUUUUUUUUUUUUUUUGGCCAAAUCCCAGCAGUAUUGCCACAAGUGGAUCCUCAAUAAAUACUUAUUUUGCGUAAAAGUGGGAUUCGGUGUCAAUAUUCUUAUGGAAAGAAGAUAGGAAAGUG